AUGGCCAAGAAGCGUCAAGCUUCCAAGUCCAUUAUUGUUGUAAGCGAUCUUGGCAUUCCAUCCACGCAUCAUGGCAGGAUUUGGAGGAAGUUGAGAAGAGACACUACCAUUGGACAAAGAGACCGUCACACCUUGACAGGAAAUGAGGGAAAGAACCAAGUAUACAUGAUAGCCCAGACUGUACCGAACCACGCAGAGCGACCGUACACUUGCGUACCCUCGCAAGGUUUACUACAUGAAGCGAAGGAGGGAUCAGCUCUCGGGAUUCCCUUGCUGACCUGGCCAGCUUUAUUAACUGCAGGCGCUCGACGGCUGUGCCAUUUCAAACGGUUCAAUCUUGUCAUACGCGAUAGAUGGUUCUUUUUGCCUCGAUUGUGUAUCCGUCGACGGUGCUGCAACCUGCUCGGCUUGGAGAAUCGAAAAGUCCAAUUGCUCUUGUUGCACGAAAUUAUCAUCGCUUGA
Plasmopara halstedii is the source of this 462-nucleotide messenger RNA. RefSeq lists its product as uncharacterized. Lineage: Eukaryota; Oomycota; Peronosporomycetes; Peronosporales; Peronosporaceae. The coding region runs from base 1 to 462 and encodes 153 amino acids. The record is from RefSeq and is a predicted model, not a curated record. The transcript has 5 exons.